Geodia barretti is the source of this 363-nucleotide messenger RNA. NCBI's taxonomy places the organism in Eukaryota, Metazoa, Porifera, Demospongiae, Tetractinellida, Geodiidae. The record is from the annotation of a GenBank genome assembly.
AUGGGCGACUUCAACGUGAACGCCACCAUCCUCUUCGCCAUCAUGGGCUUCCAGGGCCUGCUGGUGGUUACCAUGCUGGUAGCGGUGCUGCGCCUGAGCUCAGUGGUGGGCCGGCUGGAAGGCCGCAUCGAUGGUAUCUGGGAAGAGCUGCGGAACAUUCGGCAGGAGGUAGCCGGCCGGGAGCAGGUGGCGGGCUUGCGGGAGCAGGUGGCGGGCUUGCGGGAGCAGGUGGCGGAGAAUCGCGGGCUGCUGCGGGCGCUGCACGAGCGGGUGGACCUGGUGCUGCGUCACCGCCACGACGACCAGUCGGGCGCCGUCAUGCUGACUCCCGCGGAACCGGUGCCCGACCCGGCGGCCGACUAG